UGGUUUAUGCGCCCGGUCAUUCGUUGCUUUUGCACGAUUUCAUCAGAUUUUUAUUUGUAUAUCACACUCGAAUGCUACAAGUGGUCCCGCGAGCUAUUCGCUGUUUCAAACAGCUUUACGAAGAUAGUGAAAGUUGUGAGACAUUUCUGUGGCUCUUUCGAAUUGGUACAUCCCAUCGUACGAGUGCGUACCAAUGUGCGUUUACUUAUUUCGAAACGCGGUUAUUUUUAACAAUAAGCAAAAAUAAACAAACCUCACGAAACAACCAAAAAUUCUCACAUUUUGUCACCCCUUCGCACAUUCACGGACUUCCUAUUAACUGACACCGAGCACCAGAGAAACGAACAAUUUUAGUGCAAACUGCAAUGGAACUUUCUUUCGUUGCCGAUGCAGUCCUUACAAAAAUCUGCUGAGAAGAUGGAUCGUGUGGAACGUUGAACGAGUGUCGGUAAAUUUUUCGGAAAAGUGUGAAAAGCCUGUUGAGCUUUUUAAACUCUAACAGAUAUAUUUUUCCUGAGCUUUAUACACGACUCUACAAUGUGUACCAAUGUGGUCCUCUGAUCUCUCGAAGAAUUAAUCUGCGCAGUUGCUGAGUUGCCGUGCCGGCGACGUUGAUCACUGAUGAGAAUAACCGAGCGGAAAUCUUUGACGUUGGAGUAACCAAGCGAGAAAUUAAUCUGGCCUAUCCGAGGCAAUACCAACAAUGAGUUGACUUGGGAAGCGAAUACGAGGAAAAUAUUCCCGGAACAGUGGUUAAAUUGCAGAAGCGAAAGAAUAAAGGCUUCGUCAAGUUACCGAACCGGAAGUGACCGUGUUGAAAAAUGAGCUUUUUCAAUUCAUUGCAACAGUACGUCAGUGAUAGCGUGGCUAAUCUUGGUUUGAGCCCGAAAAGAUUUUCCUUCAGUCGAGAGGACUCGACCGGAGACCAAAGCGGAAGGACCGGCUCCACCGGAAGCGUUACAUCCACGACAAACAGCAACGUCACCUCACAAUCAACAACUCCUCAUGGCUUUCCGAAGGUCGUGCCUCCUCCAGGCACUGUGACACCAGCGGCUCAUGCACCUUUUCUCUCCACCCGACGACGCACCCUCGACUGCACUUCCGGCUCAGGCCUCUCGGUCCAUCCGGCAACCGGUGGGGGCGCCGUCUCCCCAAGACGACAGGGCUCUUUCAGAAGAAAUGUUGCUCCGAACGACAGACCACCAUUGGCUUUUUGCAGACGUCGGCCAUCCUGGCCAGAAGUCGAUAUCCAGGCUACGUCAGGUGUGCAGGAGACUGAUGGAUCUUUCUUCGAAAGUUUUACUGCUUUAUCGUGGAAACAGGAAAAUCGUAGAUUGAUGGCGCUCCAGGAAAUGGAGGCACGAGCGGAAGAGUCACCACCGACACAACGGGAAUUCAGUACACAAAAAUACAGACUGAGCAAGAAAGAGUUGGAACAGCUGUACAUAGAAGUCCUUUACACAAUUGCAAAUACGGUUGGUGCAAGUACAGGAAAAUAUACGCACUACAAGGAAGAUCUUUUCAGAUAUGCUCAAGAAGCUUUUGGUGUGUCGCCAGACCAGCAUAUAAGAUUUCUCAAGCUUGCAUCGGAGGAAAAACCACCCAUCGUUGUCCUCAACGUUGUAGUCGUUGAAGCUGAUGGACUUGAAGCUAAGGAUGCCAACGGUUUCAGCGAUCCUUAUUGCAUGCUGGGUAUCCAGCCAGGAAAUAGUGGACCGCCACCGAGUCCGCAAAAUUUGACCGCUCAUUUGCCACACACGCCUCCUCCGUCGCCUCGGCAAGCUACACGAGCUUUAUCCGAUGGUGGUGACAACGACAACUCCCAUCACGAGAAGCUACGAAAGCAUCACAGUUUUAGACUCUCCUUCAAGCGGAGAGAUCAAGGUAGUAAAAGAGAACACAGAGAAUCCUUGAGUGGAGCAGUUCCAGCAAAAUUCAUUCGAGCAACUUCGGUCAUACCGCACACCCUCAGUCCACGAUGGAACGAACAAUUUCAUUUUGACAUUGACGAUACUAAGGCGGAUAUUCUUCAUCUUGAUAUUUGGGACCAUGACGACGAGUCCUCCGUUUUCGAUGCUGUGAGCAAGCUGAACGAAGUUCGCGGUGUCAAAGGUCUCGGGCGUUUCUUUAAACAAAUAGCACAGAGCGCGAGAUCGGGCAGCCAGGAUGACUUUCUUGGAUGCGUUAACAUCCCUCUUCACGAUAUUCCCAGCACUGGCUUGGAUAAUUGGUACAAGCUGCAGGCUAGAACGCAGCGAAGUAACAUCCAAGGGCGUAUAAGGCUCAAAUUAUCGCUGUCUACUCGAGAGGAUCGAGGAACUUCGGAAGAGUACAACUGGGGAGAGUUGAGACAACAAGAGAGACUCUUCACUGUGUUCCUUAAUCACGAGUUGAGCAAGCAGACUGAUUUUAGCGACGAGCUACCACAAGCCGCAAUGACAAUCUUACAUCAGCACGCGAUACAGGGCGAUAUUACGAAAUUGCAACAGGCGAUGAUAAGGUGGGUGGCGAGCUCGAAGAAUCCGGCUGUCGAACCGAAGACUCUGCAUCGUCUUCUACAGGACUUGAACGCUCACUGGCAUACCGACAACUUGACACCCGAAGAAGAAGAAUGUCUCGCAGACUCGUUCAACGCGUUCCUUGAAAUGUCGGUUGAAAAAAUUCGACAUCAUCGAACGUUAUUUCCACCCCUUCAUCGAGCUGCUAUCAACAAAUUAGAUUAUCUCCUCAGAUGUCUUGGUUUUUUAUCCGCUAUGAAAGCUUUCUCGAAAUGUUGUCCAUUCAACAAGCAGAUAAGAGGAGAAAUAAUAUCGGCUCUGAAAAAUGGGACUCACGAAUGGUAUGGCGAGAUUCGACAACAGACAAUGGGCCAUGACCAAGAACCCGAUCAGGAUAUAGAUCGAGUAUUUCAGGAUUUUACAACCCUCGUGACGACUCUUCUUAUUGAUCUUGAACAGGGUCAACUUUAUUACAACACUCUCUUCGAAAAAACAAACGCCAUAUGCUACUUUGCGGUGAUUUACAAGUAUCUGGAAAAACUGCUGGCGGAACACGUGGCGAAACACAUGGAGAACACGGCUGAGAUGAGAAAUGAGCUCGGAGCUCGCGUACCAGCAGCUUGUCUCCAUGGUCAAGACAACAUUGACGAUUACGUGCUACCACCCGGAGCCGAAAUCGGCACCCCCAUAUUCGAGCUUUAUUUGGCUCUGCAGGAGUUCGUGAACAUGAGGCAAAAUCUGCCGUCGUCAGAUCGCAAGAAUUUAGCCAUAUGCCAAUACUAUCAGUGGUUCAUACCAGCGGUUGAUAAAUGGUUGGAUCUUGCAAAGUUGAAAGCUCAUCAGCGAGUGAGGAGAGCGGCCGAACUGGAUCGUAUUUGUACUGGCGAAAUGAUCGUUAAACAUUGCACGUCUGCGGUUGAUGCGACUGCAUGUUUUUAUCAGAUCAAGGAGUUUUGGAAGCAAUUAGCCUGGCCCGAUCUUCCCGGCUCUUGUACUUUCGUUUUAAAAGUGAUAGACGCAAUUUGUAGUGCAGCAGCUUAUUAUGCAGAAAUGACACAUCAAAAAUUAGCCGACAGUGGCUACUACGAAGAACAGACGCCUUAUAAGACCACUGACGAGGUAAUCGCUCAGAUGUGUGUCGCCAUAAAUGGCCUCGAAUACGUAAGACGCUGGCUAUUAAAUCUUGGCGAGGAACUUCGAGUUGAGGAAAUUAUCGUUUCGCUCGAUGUCAACGACACUGUUAGACAACAGUGGAGGACGGCGUUGGUCACGCCGCUCGAACAAACACCUGGUCAAAUGCGCCUGUUUAUCAAUCAAAUUAUAUCGCGAAUGGGAUCAAAGAUGCGACCAGCCCUGAAAAAAACGAUGUUCCAUCUGGCUUGGUCGCCUGACAGUUUACCGACGUCUGAAGCGAUCGCCCCUUUGCUCGAGUACCUCGAUUUGCAUCUCGUUGCACUCAACGCCGCUCUUUUAACGACCAAUUUCAAUCACGUUCUCCAGGACGUGUGGGAAGUCGUACUCAGUGAACUGAGCAAUCAAAUGGACGGCAGUGCAGGGGACAAGCCAGCCAUGUUUUACGAAAGAUUGCACGAGGCUCUCGAGCUUCUGGUGAGCUUUUUUCACGCUGAAGAAAAAGGUCUCACUUACGAGAUGCUAAGAUACGAGAGAUAUUUGAACGUCGAGGAGCGGCUGGAGUAUCACAAGAUGGAUACGAUGCUGCUAAUUGAUCGUUAUUACCAGCAACGACUGCAGGACCAAAUAAACACAUUGACGGCAGAAUACGGUAUUCUGACGGUGAGAGCUUAUCUCAACCACGAUUCCUUGUGCGUUGAAGUGAUUAACGCGAGAGACGUUAUACCGCUCGAUCCGAAUGGUUUCAGUGAUCCAUUCGUAAUAAUCGAACUUUUACCCCGUCGAGUAUUUUCUCACUGCACUGAACAACAAACGAACGUUAAGAAACGAACUCUCAAUCCUGUUUUCGAGGAAUACUUCGAAUUCUCUGUGAGCGUCGAGCAAUGCAAAAGUCCCGAUGCUAUGGUCCUUUUCACUGUCAUGGAUCAUGACGUUCUGACAGCAAACGAUUUCGCCGGCGAGGCAUUUCUUGGUCUCAGUAGCGUUCCCGGGGUUGCCGAUUCCAAUGCGAGUAUCGACAAUUUCCACGGCCUUAAGCACCAGGAAUUGCCAUUAAUGCAUCAGAAAAAUCGAAAUAACGCCAUCUUGCAAAUAUUGGAAAAUCGCGUUGGUGACAAACAAGCAUUGGACUUUGUAAAGAAACAAAAACAACGCUUCGCCACCGCAUAAAAUGGGAAGGGAUUGAAGAUGUUUCCGAAAGAAAUCAACGAAAAAUUUAUCGAAUCGACAAAUUGCCCAGAAUCAACACGAGAAGGAAGAGAAACUCUGGAAGAAAAAAGGCAUGGCUACAAAAAACAGGGUGCAAACCUUUCAUGGAGGAAAUAUAUAUUUACACAAGGGUCAAUACGUUUCGGACUAAUCCCGAAUGUUAAUACUUCGUAACCUAUCGAAAAAGGAUUAAUUCAUUUUGGGCCAAAUAUUCGUUUUCGGUUUUAAAUAUGCUGUUUGAAUGUUCUAUUGGUAUGGAACGAUGUUUACUCAAAUUAUUAUAUAAGAUUAGUUCCAGUGAAUAAGCUGAUCGGGACUAGCGAAACAUGAUUUUCAAAUCAAUCAGCGCCCCUCAAAAUUGCUUUGAGAUUUUCAUUACCAAAGUUCGUACUUUUUUUCACAAACGAUUUUAUAUAACUAUACAUCAUAUUUUAUUCACAUACACGAAGAUAGAGAUAAAACUUUGGUACGAACCAAUAAUCUCUUCAAUGAAGCACACAUUUAUUGAAGGUUCAAAUGUUUUGUCCUUAAACAGUGAAACAAUCGAAUCGAAAGUUCUUUAUUAUCCGCAAGCUUGUUCGAAUUUUUAGAUUUUGAGUUUGCUGAGGAGAAAAAAUUAUCUUCCAAAAACAAAAAUAAAUAUAUUUGUUUAUAGAAAGAAAAUACGUAAAAUUGAUUGGGGGUAAGAAAAAAGGUAAAUAAAACACAAAGAUUGGAGCUCUUCGGAAAAUAGUUACUCCUGUUCGGUGUAAAAUCGUGUGUUGAAUAUUUAUGAGUGUUGAUAACCGCGAAAAAGCAUAAUAUAGAGUAUUCAAAAUAUAUAAGAAAAUAUCUGACAGAAGAGAUUUGACACGGAGUAAACAAAAGAAAAGAAUAUAUAUUAAGAGAAGGGGAAAAAAUAUUUUUGUGUCUAUGUCAAUUUAAGAGCGGAAAAGAAGAAUCUUUGGAAUUGUAUAAAAUAAGGUUUUGUGUGUAAUUCGAGGGCGAAUAUUACGCUAAGAUGAAAUUUAAAACGGCCAACAAUAAUCCGAGGCAAGGAAGACACGAGAUUCGAAAAUCCGAGAUGAUCGUAUUUCGAGGAGAACAGAAAGUAAAGUUUUCAAAAAAUACAGAAUGAAAUAAAUAACAGAUGAAAAUCUGAUAAAUCGUUGUGAUGUAUCCAUACAAUCAAUGUUUACAAGGCUUCUUCAGAUAAUCGGCUCUCGAAACGAGUUUACCUGUACAAAUUUAUUGGUAAUGUUAUUUUUACUCCCAAAGUAUAAUCAACAAUAUGUGCGAACAGUUUUUGCGACAAUUAUUGAAAGUGUAAUUACUUUGUAACCGUGAUUCUUACAUCAAGUAUCAAGUGUAAAGUCCUUGUGCGAUAUCUGAGAAAAAAAAAUAUAUUUGUAUAAAAUAUAACUAAAAAACCGUUGGGAUAAGAUGAUUACGAAAAACGAGCUUUCGUUGCUCCGGGAAAAUCGCUUCUUCUUCUGAAUAUGUUUUCAUUAAAUCCCAUUUUAUUUAACAUUCGUUGCGCUUCGAGAGCACCUGCUACUCCCAGAGGGUCGAGAUAAUAUUUUUCUUACUCAUCUCUAUGACUGAACUAUAUAUCGAUAUGUCCACACUCGUAUACACAGAUUAUGUGUACACGUAUAUAUGAUGCCACUGCAGCGUGUUGCUCUGAAUAAGAAAAGAAAAAAAAACGUUCAAGGGCUGCUCUUGUAUUGCAACUAUCACACGCUCUGAUGACCUUUCUCGAGUCUCUACGCGAUUUCGAUAAAACCAAUGAUCUAUUGAAAUAUCUCACAUUUUUAUUUCGCUGUACAUUCGAUGUACGUUAGCACAUAUAUGGGAAUGAGUGCUGAAAGAAGCUUUGAAAAAAAAUCUAUUCUCCGAGCUGUUGUUGAUAAUUUAGUGACGAUUAUUAAACUUUUUCAAACUUUUAUUACAGUUAAAUACAUUAUAAAAAAGGAGGACUCGAUUAUAAUUAUAAUUAAAAGAAUAAAAAAAAAAAAAA
Molecule: messenger RNA, 6837 nt
Organism: Venturia canescens
Lineage: Eukaryota; Metazoa; Arthropoda; Insecta; Hymenoptera; Ichneumonidae
Gene: unc-13-4A
Product: BAI1 associated protein 3
Exons: 27
Coding region: 822-4799 (1325 amino acids)
Cellular component (GO): secretory vesicle
Source: RefSeq, a predicted model, not a curated record